AUGGCUCCAACACCUACUCCUACCAAAGACGCUCCCCAGAAGGCAAAGACUGAUGAUAAACCAAAGGAUGGUGCCGCAAAGAAGGGUACUCCUGAAGAAAACAAGGCGCAGGAUGGUAAGAAAGACACAAAGACUCCACAAAAGAAGGCUCCUGCCAAGGUAGAGGAGGAUUCCAGUGAUGAAGAUGAUUCUGAUGAUGACUCUGCUGGUGACUCUGAUGACUCUGAUGAUGACUCGAGUGAUGAAGAAACUGAUUCCGACCAAGAAACUGACUCUGAUGAAGAAACUGACUCUGAAGAAGAAACCGAUUCUGAAGAAGAGGAUUCCUCUGACGAAGAGGAAUUGACACCAAAGCAACUGGCUAAACUCAAAAAGCAAAAUGGUCUAGUAAAGGGUGUCUCUGAUACUGCUGGACAAGUAGGCGGAGCAGUUGGUGGUGCAGUCAGUGGUGGUGGAGGUGGAAGCAGUGGCAGUGAUCAUCCUCUUAGUCUUCGUCUUGAUCUUAAUUUGGAGGUCGAGAUUGAACUCAAGGCCAGAGUACAUGGUGAUGUUACAUUGGCCCUUUUACGUUAA
This is a messenger RNA of Mucor velutinosus, 573 nucleotides long. RefSeq lists its product as uncharacterized. The transcript has a single exon. NCBI's taxonomy places the organism in Eukaryota, Fungi, Mucoromycota, Mucoromycetes, Mucorales, Mucoraceae. The record is from RefSeq and is a predicted model, not a curated record. The coding region runs from base 1 to 573 and encodes 190 amino acids.